GUCAGACUGAGGCAGAGAACCAUCAUUAAUUGAAGCAAGAUUUUUCUGGCCUGAGACUUUCAGGGAGCCAAGAAAGACACUCUGGACACCGCUAUGGACAGCCUCUUGAUGAACCGGAGGAAGUUUCUUUACCACUUCAAAAAUGUCCGCUGGGCUAAGGGUCGGCAUGAGACCUACCUGUGCUAUGUAGUGAAGAGGCGGGACAGUGCUACUUCCUUUUCACUGGACUUUGGUCAUCUUCGCAAUAAGUCCGGCUGCCACGUGGAAUUGCUCUUCCUCCGCUACAUCUCGGACUGGGACCUAGACCCUGGCAGGUGCUACCGCGUCACCUGGUUCACCUCCUGGAGCCCCUGCUACGACUGUGCCCGACAUGUGGCCGACUUUCUGCGAGGGAACCCCAACCUCAGUCUGAGGAUCUUCACCGCGCGCCUCUACUUCUGCGAGGACCGCAAGGCUGAGCCUGAGGGGCUGAGGCGGUUGCACCGCGCCGGGGUGCAAAUAGCCAUCAUGACCUUCAAAGAUUAUUUUUACUGCUGGAAUACUUUUGUAGAAAAUCGUGAAAGAACUUUCAAAGCCUGGGAAGGGUUGCAUGAAAAUUCAGUUCGUCUCUCCAGACAGCUUCGGCGCAUCCUUUUGCCCCUGUAUGAGGUUGAUGACUUACGAGACGCAUUUCGUACCUUGGGACUUUGAUAGCAACUUCCAGGAAUGUCACACACGAUGAAAUAUUUCUGCUGAAGACAGUGGAUAAAAAACAAUCCUUCAAGUCUUCUCUGUUUUUCUUCUUCAACUCUCAUUUUCUUAGAGUUUAGAGAAAAAAUAUUUAUAUACGACUCUUUAAAAAGAUCUAUGUCUUGAAAAUAGAGAUGGAACACAGGCCUGACCAGGGACAUGCUGCAAUCGGUGCAGUUUUGAAUGCAACAUUGUCCCCUACUGGGAAUAACAAAACUGCAGGACCUGGGAGCAUCCUAAAGUGUCAACGCUUUUCUAUGACUUUUAGGCGGGAUGAGAGCAGAAGGUAGAUCCUAGAAAGCAUGGUGAGAGGAUCAAAAGUUUUUGUAUCAACAUCCUUUAUUAUUUGACUCAUUUGAGUUAACAGUGGUGUUAGUGAUAGAUUUUUCUAUUCUUUUCCCUUGAUGUUUACUUUCAAGUAACACAAACUCCUCCAUCAGGCCAUGAUCUAUAGAACCUCCUAAUGAGAGUAUCUGGGUGAUUGUGAUCCCAAACCAUCUCUCCAAAGCAUUAAUAUCCAAUCAUGUGCUGUAUGUUUUAAUCAGCAGAAGCAUGUUUUUAUGUUUGUAUAAAAGAAGAUUGUUAUGGGUGGGGAUGGAGGUAGAGACCAUGCAUGGUCACCUUCAAGCUAUUUUAAUAAAGGAUCUUAAAAUGGGCAGGAGAACUUGAACAAGACACCCUAAUAAUGGGUUGAUGGCUGAUGUAGCAAAUCUUCUGGAAACACAAACGCUUUUAAGGAAGUCCCUAAUUUAGAAAUACCCACAAACUUCAUAUAUCAUUAUUAGCAAACAAUUGGAAGGAAGUCCCUUGAAUGUUGGGAAGAGGAAAAUCUGUUGGCUCUCCUGGGUCUCUUAAUCUCAGAAAUGCCAAUCAGGUCAAGGUUUGCUACUUUUUGUAUGUGUGUGUUGUUUCUCCCAAAGGCAUAUUAACUAUAUAAAAUAGUUGUGACAAAACAGGACGAUAAAGCUGCGAAUAAGGCACACGCUUAUAGUUCUAGCUGCUUGGGAGAUUGAGGAGGGAGGAUGACUUGAAGACAGGUGUUCAAGGCCAGCCUGGGCAACAUAGCAAGACCCUGUCUCUUCAAAAAAGAAAAAA
Messenger RNA from Chlorocebus sabaeus (green monkey), 1824 nucleotides. It is a transcript of the gene AICDA, whose product is annotated as activation induced cytidine deaminase. Gene Ontology annotation, molecular function: zinc ion binding; RNA binding; cytidine deaminase activity. The record is from RefSeq and is a predicted model, not a curated record. Gene Ontology annotation, biological process: cytidine to uridine editing; DNA cytosine deamination; defense response to virus. Lineage: Eukaryota; Metazoa; Chordata; Mammalia; Primates; Cercopithecidae. Gene Ontology annotation, cellular component: P-body; nucleus; cytoplasm.